Messenger RNA from Coregonus sp. 'balchen', 11380 nucleotides. Lineage: Eukaryota; Metazoa; Chordata; Actinopteri; Salmoniformes; Salmonidae. The record is from the annotation of a GenBank genome assembly.
UGUUUCCUUCCCCAGAGCCCUCUAAUGUUUAAGGACCAGAUGCAGCAGGAUGUGAUCAUGGUGUUGAAGUUCCCCUCCAACUCCCCGGUGACACACGUAGCAGCCAACACCCUGCCACACCUCUCUGUCCCUGCCGCUGUCACCGUCACCUGCAGCAGACUGUUCGCUGUCAACCGCUGGCACAACACCGUCGGUGAGUGGACUACACACACACAGAGGCCAGAAAACACAGGCCAGAAAACACACACACACACACACACAAACUCAUAGGCAACAGAACACACAUGCUCUUGUAAAACUAAUUGCGUGUUCCACCACAUGUGCUACCUACCACUGCAGUGGCCCUGUAAAACCCCUCUAUACCAACCAGGGUACGUCUACACACUACAGCUGUUCAGGUCUGUAGCAGCCUGGGUCUGUAGCAGCCUGGGUCUGUAGCAGCCUGGGUCCGUAGCAGCCUGGGUCCGUAGCAGCCUGGGUCCGUAGCAGCCUGGGUCCGUAGCAGCCUGGGUCCGUAGCAGCCUGGGUCCGUAGCAGCCUGGGUCCGUAGCAGCCUGGGUCCGUAGCAGCCUGGGUCUGUAGCAGCCUGGGUCUGUAGCAGCCUGGGUCUGUAGCAGCCUGGGUCUGGACAAACCAGGGUUAGCCAGCACCAUCUCCACAGUCAUUCAUGGUUGCAUCCCUAAUUGCACCCGAUUCCCUAUAUAGUCCACUUCUUUUGACCAGUGCCUUACCACUACAUCAUAUCUACCCACCAUGCUACACCCCUUGGUCAGGUGAAGAGAGUCUGAGUGCUUCCACAUGUUGGUCCUCAGGCAUGUGUGAACAACAUUACCCACCAAUGCUCCAAGGAACACACACACACACAAGCACGCAGGCGCACAAACACAUACACACACACAUACGCACGCACGCAAACACACACAAAUACACACUUCUCAGGAACCAAACUCACCUCAGGGUCAAGGGUCGCUGCAAAGCUUACUGGGAAAUUAGGCUGCGACUGCACCACAUUCUCCUCACACUUCCACAUCUGUCACCGGAGCACACACUCAUCACACACACACCGAGUUGAGGACCAGAGUGGAGCCUAACAUUCUGUCGUUAAUGACCACAGCUGCAGUUCCAAUGUUUUUCUGUUGGAGAGAAGAAAAGUGUUCUGGGUUCCAACAAUAAUGAGCAGAAUACUAAGGGCUUCAUAUUCCCAGCAUGCUGCUGUGUUUCUGCCCUCCAGUCUCCCUCCAGGGGAUCAUAGCUCUACUCAGCCUGACAGUCAGGAAGUGAAAUCAAUAAGCUUCAUGGAAACAUUCAUGAACCAACCUCUGACCAUGGAGCAGGUGCUCAGGGUGUGUGUGUGGGAUGUGUGUGCGCGUGCGUACCUGUGUGUGUGACAUACAUGUGUAAUGUGUGUGUGUGUUUCCAGGUUUGAGAGGAGCGCCAGGUUACUCCCUAGAACAGGCCCACCACCUGCCCAUAGAGAUGGACCCUCUGAUUGGUGAGUGUUACCCUGAGGACAGGCCAGACCAUUGUACUGAAUACAAACUAAGUUAUCCCUCUGUGUGUGGGUGUAGCCAACAACUCUGGGAGUAAUAAGCGUCAGAUCACAGACCUGGUGGAUCAGAGCAUCCAGAUCAACACACACUGUUUCGUGGUUACCGCCGACAACCGCUACAUCCUGGUCUGUGGCUUCUGGGACAAGAGCUUCAGAGUCUACUCCACCGAGACAGGUAAUACUAACUACCAUGGUACUACUACUAUAGUACCACCAUAAUACUACUACUAUACUACUGUAAUACUAUAUUACUACUAUAUUACACUGUAUUACUUCCACACAGUAGGCCUACACACAUAGGUUUAUAUCAUAAUACUGUCUUUGUGCAGGUAAGCUAACCCAUAUAAUACUACAGACCUUAUAAUACUACUACCUUAUUACUAUAGUACAUCUACAUUACUUUAUAUUGCUCUCUCUGUCCUGCAGGUAAGCUGACCCAGAUAGUGUUUGGCCACUGGGACGUGGUGACGUGUCUGGCCAGGUCAGAGAGCUACAUCGGGGGAGACUGCUACAUCGUGUCAGGGUCCAGAGACGCUACGCUGCUACUGUGGUACUGGAGCGGACGGCACCACAUCAUAGGAGACAACCCCAACAACAGUAAGUCAGAACACACACUCACAUGCACACACACACAGACAGACAGAGAGACAGACAUACACAAACACACACAGACAGACAGAGAGACAGACAUACACAAACACAGUGUAACAGUCCUGUCCAUGAGCUGUAGCAAGUAGCUGCCCUCUGUCCAAGGGUAGAGAGAGGAAGCUCUUCAUAUCAGCUCAAAUGAAUUACAGCACCUCAUAGUGGAGCUGGAGUUUAUAAAGGUAGAUUAUUAUAUUAAAAGCAGCAUUCUUUGAUCAGCAGUGAAAAUCCUGGUUUCCAUUAUUGUUAUCGAAUAAUGGACAGAGAUAGGUAGCAGGGCUGGCGCCGGAACGAAUCAGUUGGACUGGCAUUUGAUUUCUAUAGGCAGCCCGUUUUUUCCCCAAUUUUGUUCAUGUGUCAUAAUAAAGACUAUAGGCAGCUCGUGAGUUUCAAGUUAGGGGAAGAUAACAAUUUAUCCUAUUAUUUCGACCUAUCUGCGUGCCAGUUUUUAUGCGCAUUUUCGUGGAACACUUUUACUUCAAUAAUAACGUUUUAGUUUCUUAAAAUUAUUGUAAUGUAGUUAAUCAUAAAAAUCUGAAAUAAAAUGCAAAAAAUCUCAAAGUAAAAAUGUAACUAAUGCAAGAGCACCAGCCUUUGCCAUAUGGACACAUUGAUACACCGUGAUCCAUUGGCAGCUAAAGAAAUUAGAGCAUGGAACUCAGAGAUAGCCUAUAGCCAAUGCAGCAGUAGGCCAAUAACUUCCAUCAUCAACUAAGUAAAAUACAUAGGCCUAAAGCCGAAAAAUAAAAACAGUAGAAAAUGUCCGGAUGAAAAUGUAGGUUCUUUCAAUCGCAUUAAUCUCUCUACUCCGCCUGUCUGCCUCCCUUUCUAUCAGUCUUGACUUGAGCUAUCACUAGUGAAGUGCAACAUUGUAUCAACUCAGCAGGUUGGCGUGCUCAGGCGCGUGCGCUCCCUCAAUUAAUUGCAAAGUCCCUCUUUGCCAUGAAAAUGAACUUAAUCCCCCAAAAAACAUUUCCACUGCAUUUCAGCCCUGCCACAAAAGGACCAGCUGCCAUCAUGUCAGUGAUUCUCUCGUUAACACAGGUGAGAGUGUUGACGAGGACAAGGCUGGAGAUCACUCUGUCAUGCUGAUUGAGUUAGAAUAACAGACUGGAAGCUUUAGAAGGAGGGUGUUGCUUGAAAUCAUUGUUCUUCCUCUGUUAACCAUGGUUACCUGCAAGGAAACACAUGCCGUCAUCAUUGCUUUGCACAAAAAGGGCUUCACAGGCAAGGAUAUUGCUGCUAGUAAGAUUGCACCUAAAUCAACAAUUUUUCGGAUCAUCAAGAACUUCAAGGAGAGAGGUUCAAUUGUUGUGAAUAAGGCGUCAGGGCGCACAAGAAAGUCCAGCAAGCGCCAGGACCGUCUCCUAAAGUUGAUUCAGCUGCGGGAUCGGGGCACCACCAGUGCAGAGCUUGCAUGAAAAAAAAAAAAAAUUAUACACUCAGGAUAAGAGCGUCUGCUAAAUGACUAAAAUGUAAAAUGAAUGGCAGCAGGCAGGUGUGAGAGCAUCUGCCCGCACAGUGAGGCAAAGACUUUUGGAGGAUGGCCUGGUGUCAAGAAGGGCAGCAAAGAAGCCACUUCUCUCCAGGAAAAACAUCAGGGACAGACUGAUAUUCUGCAAAAGGUACAGGGAUUUUCUCUGAUGAAUCCCCUUUCCGAUUGUUUGGGGCAUCCGGAAAACACCUUGUUCGGAGAAGACAAGGUGAGUGCUACCAUCAGUCCUGUGUCAUGCCAACAGUAAAGCAUCCUGAGACCAUUCAUGUGUGGGGUUGCUUCUCAGCCAAGGGAGUGGGCUCACUCACAAUUUUGCCUAAGAACACAGCCAUGAAUAAAGAAUGGUACCAACACAUCCUCCGAGAGCAACUUCUCCCAACCAUCCAAGAACAGUUUGGUGACGACCAAUGCCUUUUCCAGCAUGAUGGAGCACCUUGCCAUAAGGCAAAAGUGAUAACUAAGUGGCUCGGGGAAGAAAACAUCGAAAUGUUGGGUCCAUGGCCAGGAAACUCCCCAGACCUUAAUCCCAUUGAGAACUUGUGGUCGAUCCUCAAGAGGCGGGUGGACAAACAGAAACCCACAAAUUCUGACAAACUCAUUGAUUAUGCAAGUAUGGGCUGCCAUCAAUCAGGAUGUGGCCCAGAAGUUAAUUGACAGCAUGCCAGGGCGGAUUGCAGAGGUCUUGAAAAAAAGGGUCAACACUGCAAAUAUUGACUCUUCGCAUAAACUUAAUGUAAUUGUCAAUAAAAGCCUUUGACACUUAUGGAAUGCUUGUAAUUAUACUUCAGAAUACCAUAGUAACAUCUGACAAAAAUAUCUCAUAACACUGAAGCAGCGAACUUUGUGAAGACCAAUACUUGUGUCAUUCUCAAAACUUUUUACCACAACUGUGUAUGUAGCUCAUGUAUCUGAUGCUGUCUGGCCAGAAAAAGUAUAACAUGCCAUACUCCUUUUGUCAGACAGCAUCAGAUACAUGGUUUACACAUACAGAGACAGAGGGGCGCUGUUUUGCUCGCUCGGAUGCUUAUCUGAGAUUAAUGCAUCUUUCUGUCGGCGCGCAUCUCGGUCAAAUAAAUGAUCAUUAUUUCAAUAUUUUAUUUGGAAGGGAAAGGGCGGGCCAGGCUCUCUAGGGCCCGCCUAUAACACCAGCCCUGACAGGGAGGAGCAUCUACUGUAUAUGCACCUAUAUGUGUGUGUUGCUUUCCAGUAAAAUACUCCAGAUGUCUUGCUAUUCAGCUCCAGAGUGUGAUUUGAUUUCUGCUGCUCUUCACACUUUGUUCCUCAUACUCACUGGUUAUCUGUGUUCAAAACAAACACUUCACCAUGUGUAUGUCUUGGACAUAAUAACAGUGUGUGUGUGUUUGUGUGUGUGCGUGUAUGUGUGUGUGUAAGAGUGUGUGUGCGUGUUCGUAUGUAUACUGUAUUUGUGUGUACUGUGCAUGAACUGGUGUCAUAUGGGGCUGUGGUUGAGGUGAGUGUUUUCUCAUUAUCUUCACUGAAGCUAAUUAAGAAUUUCAGCUUGGUUUGUUCCAAUUAGUAGAGGGGGCCACGGCACUAUACUGCAGGAGAAACUCCCAUGGUACACACACACACACACACACACACACUGCUUACUGUACUGUGCACCUUCCCUAACAAAGGAAGGUUACUUCUAUGGAGAGAACUUCAACUAAUCAUAUUCCAUAUCAAUCAAACCAGGUUGUUUGAUAUCAGUUUUUUCAGAGUGAACAUUUAAUCAGUUCUUCACUAUUGAUGAAACACAUAGUAGUCUUCAGUAGCUACCUAUAUGAGCUAUUUAGUUGUAUUAUUUAUAAAGCAGUUAGUCAUAAUUUAUGAUACAAUUUCAAGAUUAACAAUAAUACUUUUUGUCAGACUUCAGUUCACAGCACUCUAGGUAGGAGAGUAUUAUAUUAUUCAUAUUUGACAGAGUUGAAGAUGUUGUAACCUUCGGCAGGGUGAGAACAGUGUCCUCUAAUGUACAUCCUGCAUGUGUCCUAAACACCUGGGGCCUCAUUUAUCAAAGGUCUGUGCGCAGUCAGCGCACAGAAAAUACUCUAAACCUUGCGUGCGCCAGUUUUCCCGCAAAGGUUGGUAUUUAUCCAUUUUGAACUUGACGGGAAAGUUUGCGUAUCUCCACGCAAAUCUCAGAUCAUGAGUAUGCACAACGUCUAGUGGUUGAUCAACUGUAUUGCAAGCAAAUAUUGUUAUUUUGAGGAAAAUGGAGGCGUUUGAUGCACAGGAAUGAUAAUAAUGGUAGGCUAAUAAAAACAUUAAAACAUAUGCCUAAUGAUGAAACAGAUGCAUUUGCCAUUGGUAAGGAGAUCUCAUAGCAACAUGUAGACUAAUGUGUUUCUUUUACUUUUAUUAUAUAGGCCUAAAUCAUAAUCAUAUUGCAGGACGUCUCUCCUUUUCUGACAUGACUGGUUUAUUCCCGCUACAUAACAAAUACUAUGCUACCAUUUAUCCAUGGCUCAUUCUCAUUCUGCCCAUCCCUCUACAUAAAUGUGAUCAAAUACGCCAGACUUUAGUGAGAAAUGUACGCAUUGUUGAUCAAUGAGGCCCCUGGUCAUUAAAAUUACUUCCAGCUCAAUUCCCCCCCUGCCUCUCAGGCCCAGCUCGGCCCAUACUACCGCAAUGUGAGGCAGUGUGGGGAGGUAGAGGUGGGGUGGUUGUGUUGGCUGGCUGGCUGAGUGGGGGGGGGGGGGCUGGGGGGCUCAAGCCCCUGGGGGUUUGGGGGCUGGGGGGCUCAGUGCAGGCGGAUUUAAUAUUUUGUAGGGCAGGUGAGCUGGAUGAGUCCGUGGUCUCUCUGGAGGACUUAUUUGACACAUGUCCCAUCAGCCACCUCACCUCACCGCUGUCCUGGGACUGACAGGUCUGCUCUGGUCCUACUCUCUAAGGGACUGGAGAAGAGAGAGGGGUGAAAGGGAGGAGAGGGGGAGAGGGGAGAAGAAAGAGGGAUGAGAGGAGAGAGGGAGGAAAGGACAUAUGGGGUGAAAGGAGAGGGGGUGAAAGGGAGUAGAGGGCAGGAGAGGAGAGUUUAGUUGCUCCUAAUAAGUACAUUCUCCAGUUAAGUGCGCUCUGUUGCAACAAUCCCAAGCCAUGUUGUUAAUAAAACCCAACUAUUGUGUUGUGUUCCAGGUGACUACCCGGCACCGCGAGCUGUGCUGACCGGCCAUGACCAUGAGGUGGUGUGUGUCUCUGUGUGUGCCGAGCUGGGACUGGUCAUCAGUGGAGCCAAAGGUCAGCAGAGACAGCUUGAGUCCCAAAUGGCACUCUAUUCCCUGUGUAGUGUACUUCUUUUGACCAGGGCCCAUAGGGCUCUGUUCCAAAGAAGUGCACUACAGUUUAAUCUCCUUCAUCUAAUAAUAAUAAUUCAUCUUGUUUAUAAAGUGCUUUUCUCGCACCCAAGGCACUAUAGAAAAUAAGUACUAUAAAAUCGAAGUAACAGUAUAAAAAAAAACAUACACUAUAUAUACAAAAAUAUGUGGACACUCCUUGAAAUUAGUGGAUUCGGGUAUGUCAGCCACACCCGUUGCUGACAGGUGUAUAAAAUCGAGCUCGAUUUUAUACACUUGUCAGCAACGGGUUUGGCUGAAAUAGCUGAAUCCACUAAUUUGAAGGUGUGUCCACAUACUUUUGUAUAUAUAGUAUAUGUGAGUUGGCUGAUAGGACUGUAAUGUCACAUGCCACAGUACAUAGUUGAUAUAUCUCAGUUAGGAGUGGAAUGUUGAGUAACAUUCUUGAAAUAGUGUGUGCAUGCAUCCGUGCGUGUUUGUGUGUAACUCUAUCUUGCUCUCCCUCCAGAGGGUCCAUGUCUUGUCCACACUAUAACAGGGGACCUGCUGCGGGCCCUGGAGGGCCCAGAUAACUGCCUGUGUCCCCGCCUCAUAUCGGUGUCCAGCGAGGGCCACUGUAUCAUCUGCUACGAGAGAGGACGCUUCUGUAACUUCAGCAUCAACGGAAAACUACUGGCUCAGAUGGAGGUCAACGACUCAACACGGGUAAGCCCACAGAUACAGUAUGUGCCUAGUGAAAGUCUACACACGCCUUGCACAGUCUUCACAUUUUGCGGUCUUAAAAUUCUAUCAAAAAAAGGUAUUCAAUUGGGGGGGGGGGGGGGGGGUUCCACCAAUCUACAGAACCUACUCCACAUUUUCAAAGUGAAAGAGAAUUAUAGAACAUUCUACAAAUUAAUAAUAAUAUACAGUACCAGUCAAAAGUUUGGACACACCUACUCAUUCAUUUAUUUUUACUAUUUUCUACAUUGUAGAAUAAUAGUGAAGACAUCAAAACAAUGAAAUAACACAUAUGGAAUCAUGUAGUAAUAUAUUUGAGAUUCUUCAAAAAAGCCACCCUUUGCCUUGAUGACAGCUUUGCACACUCUUGGCAUUCUCUCAACCAGCUACAUGAGGUAGUCACCUGGAAUAUAUUUCAUUUAACAGGUGUGCCUUGUUAAAAGUUAACUUGUGGAAUUUGUUUCCUUCUUAAUGCGUUUCAGCCAAUCAGUUGUGUUGUGACAAGGUAGGGGAGGUAUACAGAAGAUAGCCCUAUUUGGUAAAAGACCAAGUCCAUAUUAGGGCAAGAACAGCUCAAAUAAGCAAAGUGAAACGACAGUCCAUCAUUACUUUAAGACAUGAAGGUCAGUCAAUCUGGAAAAUUUCAAGAACUGUCGCAAAAACCAUCAAGUGCUAUGAUGAAACUGGCUCUCAUGAGGACCACCACAGGAAAGGAAGACCCAGUUACCUCUGCUGCAGAGGAUAAGUUCAUUAGAGUUAACUGCACCUCAGAUUGCAGCCCAAAUAAAUGCUUCACAGAGUUCAAGUAACAGACACAUCUCAACAUCAACUGUUCAGAGGAGAUUGUGUGAAUCAGGCCUUCAUGGUAGAAUUGAUGCAAAGAAACCACUACUAAAGGACACCAAUAAUAAGAAGAGACUUGUUUGGGCCAAGAAACACGAGCAAUGGACAUUAGACCGGUGAUAUUUUUGGUUCCAACCGCCAUGUCUUUGUGAGACGCAAAGUAGGUGAAUGGAUUAUCUCUGCUUGUGUGGUUCCCACCGUGAAGCAUGGAGGAGGAGGUGUGGUGGUGUGGGGGUGCUUUGCUGGUGACACUGUCUGUGAUUUAUUUAGAAUUCAAGGCACACUUAACCAGCAUGGCUACCACAGCAUUCUGCAACAAUACGCCAUCCCAUCUGGUUUGCGCUUAGUGGGACUAUUAUUUGUUUUUCAACAGGACAAUGACCCAAAACAAGGCUAUUUGACCAAGAAGGAGAGCGAUGGAGUGCUGCAUCAGAUGACCUGGCCUCCACAAUCACCCGACCUCAACCGAAUUUAGAUGGUUUGGGAUGCGUUGGACCGCAGAGUGAAGGAAAAGCAGCCAACAAGUGCUCAGCAUAUGUGGGAACUCCUUCAAGACUGUUGGAAAAGCAUUCUUCAUGAAGCUGGUUGAGAGAAUGCCAAGAGUGUGCAAAGCUGUCAUCAAGGCAAAGGGUGGCUACGUUGAAGAAUAUAAAAUCUAAAAUAUAUUUUGAUUUGUUUAACACUUUUUUGGUUACUACAUGAUUCCGUAUGUGUUAUUUCAUAGUUUGGAUGUCUUCACUAUUAUUCUACAAUGUAGAAAAUAGUACAAAUAAAGAAAAACCCUUGAAUGAGUAGGUGUAUCCAAACUUUUGACUGGUACUGCAUAUAUUUUUUUUAAUUAAGAUAUCUUGAUUGCAUGUCUUCACACCCCUUGGUGGAAGCACCUUUGGCAGCCAUUAUAGCUGUGAGUCAUUUUGAAUGAGAUUCCACCAACUUUGCACAACGUAUAGGGCAACAUAAAUAUAUUUUUACAUCUAGCUCAAGCUCAGUACAUUUGGUUGGGAAUCAUUGCUGGACAGCAAUAUUCAAACCUAGUGCACUAGGGUCUAAAUGUCUAAAGUAGUUUACUACAUAGGGAUUAGGGUCUAAAUGUCUAAAGUAGUUUACUACAUAGGGCCUAGGGUCUAAAUGUCUAAAGUAGUUUACUACAUAGGGCCUAGGGUCUAAAUGUCUAAAGUAGUUUACUACAUAGGGCCUAGGGUCUAAAUGUCUAAAGUAGUUUACUACAUAGGGCCUAGGGUCUAAAUGUCUAAAGUAGUUUACUACAUAGGGCCUAGGGUCUAAAUGUCUAAAGUAGUUUACUACAUAGGGCCUAGGGUCUAAAUGUCUAAAGUAGUUUACUACAUAGGGCCUAGGGUCUAAAUGUCUAAAGUAGUUUACUACAUAGGGCCUAGGGUCUAAAUGUCUAAAGUAGUUUACUACAUAGGGCCUAGGGUCUAAAUGUCUAAAGUAGUUUACUACAUAGGGCCUAGGGUCUAAAUUUCUAAAGUAGUUUACUACAUAGGGCCUAGGGUCUAAAUGUCUAAAGUAGUUUACUACAUAGGGCCUAGGGUCUAAAUGUCUAAAGUAGUUUACUACAUAGGGCCUAGGGUAUAAAUGUCUAAAGUAGUUUACUACAUAGGGCCUAGGGUCUAAAUGUCUAAAGUAGUUUACUACAUAGGGCCUAGGGUCUAAAUGUCUAAAGUAGUUUACUACAAAGGGCCUAGGGUCUAAAUGUCUAAAGUAGUUUACUACAUAGGGCCUAGGGUAUAAAUGUCUAAAGUAGUUUACUACAUAGGGCCUAGGGUAUAAAUGUCUAAAGUAGUUUACUACAUAGGGCCUAGGGUCUAAAUGUCUAAAGUAGUUUACUACAUAGGGCCUAGGGUCUAAAUGUCUAAAGUAGUUUACUACAUAGGGCCUAGGGUCUAAAUGUCUAAAGUAGUUUACUACAUAGGGCCUAGGCUGUGAUUUGAGGUAGAUGAUGUUGUUAUGAUUAUUUAUUUAUUUGUAUGUUAUUUAUUUUAUUUCUUAUUAUAUAAUUAUUAUGAUGUGCUCCCUAGGCCAUUAUGCUGAGUAGUGAUGGUCAGAACCUGGUGACAGGAGGAGACAACGGGGUGGUGGAGGUGUGGCAGGCCUGUGACUUCAAACAACUCUACAUCUACCCAGGCUGUGAUGCUGGUGUCCGCGCCAUGGACCUCUCUCACGACCAGAGGUUAGUUCUGUUAGUCCUCCUAGUCAGGUUGCCUCUACUACAGGAUCAAUUGUGUGUGUGUGUGUGUGUGUGUGUGUGUGUGUGUGUGUGUGUGUGUGUGUGUGUGUGUGUGUGUGUGUGUGUGUGUGUGGUUGUAGAGCGGUAUGUAGGCUGUAGAACACUGAAAGGGCCUGUGUGUUUCAUGCUUGUCAGGGUACAUUUGGGAAAAUGGAACGUUCGCAGUUCAGUGAGCUUUGUUUUCUUUAAAUAGAACCGGUUGCCAUAGAGACAACAAAAUUGCAGUGAAAGGUUCUGAAAGCACACUUGCCUUGGAGCAAUACAGAAGCGUCACUUUCCUCACACAAACAUACAUAAACACACACACCACACACUCACUCACACACAUACACAAACACACACACACCUAUUGUGUUGAUGUUAGUAAAGUAGAUUCAUGUUUGGGAAAUAACUAAUAAAAUACAAUACAUUAAUCUAAUUAGUAGUGGGUCAUAUAGAGGUAAAUUGUUUUGAUGAACAUACUGUAUUGUGUGUGUGUGUCCCCCUCCCCCAGGACUCUCAUCACUGGCAUGGCAUCCGGUAGCAUUGUGGCGUUCAACAUCGACUUCAACCGGUGGCACUACGAGCACCAGAACAGAUACUGA